Agrilus planipennis (emerald ash borer) is the source of this 1809-nucleotide messenger RNA. RefSeq lists its product as uncharacterized. Lineage: Eukaryota; Metazoa; Arthropoda; Insecta; Coleoptera; Buprestidae. Bases 62 to 472 code for a protein of 136 amino acids. The transcript has 2 exons. The record is from RefSeq and is a predicted model, not a curated record.
AUUAAUUUCAUUUUGUCAUUCGCAAUACAUCUCGCGAGGCCAAUGUAGUGAUCGAGACAGAAUGAAUGUAAACACGGUUGACAAUUUCAGCUUCGAGAGAUUAUCAGGAAAUGAGGCGGUAUGGUACCCCGUAAUAUCAUACGCCAACAACGGCGACUGCCAGAGGGUAUAUUUUACCGUGUGGGGUGCUUUACCCUUAUCCACGGAAAUGGAUCACCUAUGGAAAAAUGUAAGCUCCGGUGUGUGGCAUAGAAGGCAAGGUCGAGUAAUAUGGGAUGAGUCUUAUUAUCCUUACGGACUAGCAGUACUGAGGGUGGAAUACCCCGAUGCCGCGGAUGUAAUGGUAUAUAGAGUUAUUGGAUUAGAGGAUGAUGAAUUCGCCAUUUUUUACAGAUGCGUUAAUGUAAAUAGAAGAAACAGACAGGGUAAGAAUAAUCAUAUCUAUGUAAAUGUACAUGCAGUUCCUUUAUAAAUGACCGAGAAACACAUGAGUUCGAUGUAUGCAACCAACAAUACAAGAUGCACAAAAUCAAUUCAAAUAUCCCUAGACGAUUUAUGAAAAUCAUUAGAGAAAGUUGCAGGCAGUAGGUAUUUUAUGAAAUGUCAAAAUAACUAAAAUGUUUAGUAGUAUCAUAUAAAACAGGAAUAAAUCAAAACGAAUAAGAGAGACAGAUAGACCGAGUUAUUUAAUAUAUUUAGUUAAUAGAAUAGGUAGUUAGUGUUAAUCCGAUACUAUCGAAAGUCACAAGGAAAACGAAGCAAGGACAAAAUUGGACGAUUUCAGAGAUAAUAUCUACUAAUAACUUUUGGCACAUUCUUUGAAAUUUACUCUUUUUAGUGUGACGAAUACUUUUUUAAAUCAGAGGCAGUUCUCAUUAUUUCUAUCCUCCAUAGUAGUAAACUAGUAACCAGAUUCAAAGCGUAAAUCUCAAAUCAACUAGUAGGUACACUAUCGGUUACUAAAAAUGAGGUUACGUGGCUCUCGAUCAUUUACGAAAGCACUAUAUAUGUUACUUUGAAAGCUGUAAAUCUGAGGAUGUAUCUACAUGAGUUGGCAAUGUAAGGACUGAUUUGAUAAAGAAAUGAAACUAUUUUUCGAUCGUUUACCGUCAUAGGUUGGUGCAUGCUAGAUUGUGCUAAUGACAACAAUUAGUAACUGCUAUUAUAUACACUCGAAUAUAUGCGUUAGGGUAUAUGCAACCAAAUAUAUACCAGAAUUCAGACCCACCCAAUUUUUUCAAUUGUUUAUUUCUACCUCAAAUAGGUACGUAGAAAUUGCUAACUUGUAGUUAAGAAUUCUGGUUUAGCGAUAACAUCCAGGAUAUCGAAAAUAGGCUUUCAUCGUCACUUAGUUGUACAAUAUUGUACUAUCGGAUAUACCAACGCAAACCGGUGUUUUUGGCGUUUUCCCGUCACAAACAUUGUUUAAACCGCUUAAAGCCGAAUGAAAUUUUAUAAAAUAUUUGUACUUUUAAUUUUUAAUAGAACGCCUUUUCGCCAUUUCACGUAUCUUAAAGUUAACAUACCUAUAGCUCAAAGAACUUUUUGUAUAGAGUGAUGCUUUUCUAGAUCAUAAGGGAUAGGAGAUAUCAAGCCAAAAAUGUCACGAACUUGUACUCUUUUAGACUGGACGGCCAGUGACCAAACACUCCUAUCUACGCGUACAAGUCAAUGGACAUGUACAGUAUUAAAACUCAUCAGUGUACUCACCGCUCGCCCAUCAGUUACUUUUGCCUAAAAAUCUCCUCAUAAUAGAUACCAGAUUUUUUUUCUGUUUAUCUUACCUUAUUUUAUUUUUUACCUGACGUA